Lolium perenne is the source of this 1185-nucleotide messenger RNA. RefSeq names its product chlorophyllase-2. Gene Ontology annotation, molecular function: chlorophyllase activity. Lineage: Eukaryota; Viridiplantae; Streptophyta; Magnoliopsida; Poales; Poaceae. The record is from RefSeq and is a predicted model, not a curated record. Gene Ontology annotation, biological process: chlorophyll catabolic process.
UUAACAUUACUUCCUCUUUAAGAUUCGUGGGCUUAGCAUACUACUACGGUCUACUGCUUCUCACCAUGGCGUCUGCAGGAGACGUGUUCGACCAUGGACGCCACGGCACCAGCCUUGCCCAUGUCCAGGAGGCCAAGACCACGAGGUGCUCUCCAGCCACAGCCAGUGUAGCCGGCCCGCCAAAGCCGCUUCUGGUAGCCGCACCGUGCGACGCAGGGGAGUACCCGGUGGUCGUCUUCUUGCACGGCUACCUCGCCAACAACUACUUCUACUCCCAGCUGCUCCAGCAUGUGGCCUCCCAUGGCUUCAUCGUCGUCGGCCCUCAGCUCUACACGUUCUCCGGGCCCGACACCACCGGAGAGAUAAACUCGGCGGCCGCCGUCAUAGACUGGCUCGCCGACGACGGCCUGUCCUCCUCGCUCCCACCCAACGUUCUCCCCAAACUGACCGCUGUGUCCAUCUCCGGGCACAGCCGCGGCGGCAAGGUGGCCUUCGCGCUCGCGCUGGGCCACGCCAAGACCUCCCUGCCACUCGCGGCCCUGAUCGCCGUCGACCCCGUGGACGGCACCGGCCUCGGCAACCAGACGCCCCCGCCCAUCCUCACCUACAAAGAAACCCCGCUGCGCGUCCCGGCGCCCAUCAUGGUCAUCGGCACGGGCCUCGGCGAGGUGCCCCGCAACUUCCUGUGCCCGCCGUGCGCGCCGCUGGGCGUGAGCCAUGCCGCGUUCUACCAGGAGUGCGCGGCGCCGGCGUGCCACCUCGUGGCCAGGGACUACGGGCACACCGACAUGAUGGACGACGUGACCACUGGCGCCAAGGGCCUGGCGACGCGCGCCGUCUGCAAGAGCGGCGAGGCCAGGGCGCCCAUGAGGCGGUUCGUCGGCGGGGCCAUGGUGGCGUUCCUCAAGAAAUGGGUGGAGGGCCGGCCAGAGUGGUUGGAUGGCAUCAGGGAGCGCCCGGAGGUGGCGCCCGUGGUGCUGUCCGUCGUUGAGUUCCGCGAUGAAUAGCUAGCACCCAUGGUGUCAUUGUUGCCUGCUUAAGUAAGUUUAAUGGAUAGUCAGAGACAAAUGGAGUAGGAUAAACUGGUAAGUGCAGUAGGAUUUUUAAUCUUACUAUCCUAUAUACACAUGAGGUGACGAGGGACUGUAAUAUCUUUAUUCAGCCUAUAUCCAGUGCCUUUUCAAA